UGACGAAAUAACCUACGUUAAAAUUGCAUCUAUAUAAAACUGAGAGAUUAAUUUUAAUGAAUGAAGUUUAUUUUUAGAUUCUAAGGAUGUAUCUGUGUUUCGUAUUGGUUUUGCUGGCGGUUCAGGCAAUAUCGUGUCAGCGCCACGGUACUUUUUCUCCAGGACAUGAAGGGAAAUUUGCAAAAGAACGUCUUUCACCUAAUUAUAGUGGCUUUGGUAUUGGCAUCGGGGGUCCAGCCUCAGUCAUAACUCCUGGAUCGGGCUUAGCCGCUGCCAAAGGCGGAGGACUGACCGUCACAAGCGCUUCACCAAUAGCACCAACUGGCCUGUCAAUAUUGUCAGAGAGCUUAUCAAUUGACGGAGGAGCUGCGGCUGGAGGGAAUACCCCGUUUUGCGGAAAUGCUGUGCUUUUGAGUGACUUCUCAAAUGCGGGAUCGGCUGCAGUUAAUCACAAACGUUCCAACGGAGCUUUUAGUGCCUCUGAAGGUUUAAUAUCCAAAAGCUUAGGCUAUAAGCCGGGGUUAAGAAAUAUUGGAAUCAAAGGGCAAUAGAAUUAGUGGAUAUUUUAAGUUACUUUAGUUGAAUAAUAUUUAUGUAUUUAUUUCAAUAAAAACAAAACUGUUUGGAGCAGAGAA
Molecule: messenger RNA, 635 nt
Organism: Bombyx mori (domestic silkworm)
Lineage: Eukaryota; Metazoa; Arthropoda; Insecta; Lepidoptera; Bombycidae
Product: chorion class B protein Ld34
Exons: 2
Coding region: 87-551 (154 amino acids)
Biological process (GO): chorion-containing eggshell formation; multicellular organism development
Cellular component (GO): egg chorion
Molecular function (GO): structural constituent of egg chorion
Source: RefSeq, a predicted model, not a curated record